Molecule: messenger RNA, 1296 nt
Organism: Branchiostoma belcheri (Belcher's lancelet)
Lineage: Eukaryota; Metazoa; Chordata; Leptocardii; Amphioxiformes; Branchiostomatidae
Product: putative vacuolar protein sorting-associated protein TDA6
Exons: 8
Coding region: 1-1296 (431 amino acids)
Source: RefSeq, a predicted model, not a curated record
AUGACGUCGAGAACCAACAGCAGUCAGGUGAAGGUCGUGUUGGAGUCCUCCGAAGGAAAUGUAGAGCUGAUUUUUGAUGGGAGAAACACUGACAAGUUCAACUGGUUCUCCAAGUCUCGUCUGCUCUCAUCUCCUUGGAAGGACAUCAGCACCGAGCCUCAAAACUUCUUCUCGAUCGAAGGAACCCCACAUGAGAAAAGGUCUUUUCACAUCAAUCGCAACUGGGGUGGUUGCCCCCAAGACGCAUGUUGGCUUGCGGUGGCCGACGGCGGUCCACUCGGCUAUUGUGAAUGGGAGCGAGCUCCGGAAGAUCAGCUGCCUUACAUCCGCUUUUCUAAAACUACAGUCUACGCUAACUACAACGGGGGUAAUAUUGCAACGGCUGAUCGGAUGGUCAUCUACAUCGACACGCCCGGAAACAACGUGCUGUGCUCCUGUCCUGCUGGACAAUCUCUUAGUGAAGAUGGCACCCGGUGUGACGUGAGUCCUGUCACAGAGGAUCAGCUGCGGACACUAGUGUCUAGGUACGCACCUAAAGUGUGGCUGGCGAAAGGCGAGAAGUACAACCCUUCCAGCAUCGACUUUCAUCUUCAGCAUGUCAAAGUGUACGAUGGUCGCAGGGUAUACUCCAGCACGCCCUCUACCCUUCCCACUUGUACCGAGACGUGUUACAUGAGCACCGUCCAACCCCUGCCGCAUGCCGAAGCCACGCUGCCUUUCUUCAGUGGAGAGCAGAUCGGGCCCACCAGGCAGCCUCCCGUGUACGCUGUUGUAAAGAGGGUCAAUGCGAUCACUACAGACAUCUUCUACUGGAUGUUCUUCCCGUACAACUUGGGAAAGAAAGUUUGCGUCGGCGACAAGAUUUUUGGUUGCAUCGGCAAGAACCAGACUUUGGCGCAUCGCGUGAGUGACUGGGAACACAUGACUAUUCGUCUGGUGGGCAAAACUCCAAGCAGCAUCUAUGUUGAUUCUGCAGAAACAUCUUCAGGUAUAUACAACUGGCACGGCACAUCGCAGACUUACAGGAAGGGUGAAGAUGUUGUACUGACUGAGGGGACACAUCCCAUUUUGUAUUCAGCUUACGGCAAUCACAAGCUGUGGCCCAGCUCUGCCACUCGCACAUUCAUGGCUCGCCUAAUCAAAACACUGAAGGACGAGACCAGUGCAGGUACGGCAUGGGACACGUGGAAGAACGUGCGCUUCACCAUGUACCAGCCAGACGGAGGUUACACCGGGAACUGGACAUGGAUGAACUUCAAGGGACUCUGGGGUAACAAAGAGGUAAACUGGGGUUGA